AUGAACACAAGAAAUACAUAAAGGUCAAUAGAUCCAAAAAAAGGAAAGUAGCAAUAAAAAUCAGUUAGCAAAAGUAGAAGCAAAAGCAAUAAUAUAACUUAAAGCAAUGAAAAGAUAAAAAGGAGUUAAAGAUUAAAGUCAAAAGAUGAGAUGAUAGAUUCGGUUUAAGAACCCAAUAUUUUCGUCUAGAAAGAUAAAAAUAAACAAUAAUAAUCUAAAAGUAAAUCUAAGAAUUCAACAAAAGAAUCAGAAAAAAAGCCUUAAAAAAGAGCAUUUAAAAUUGAGAUACCUAAAUAAAAUGAAUAAAAAUUAAAAAAAACUUAAGAAUCAAAUAAAACAAUAAUAAAUUUGACUAAAUAGUAGAAAUAACAAUUAAAAUCAUAAUAGCUAACAAAAGCUGUAAUUGAGUAAUAAAUACACACUGAAUCAAAGAAAAGGGAAUACAAUAAGCAAAAGAAUAAAAAUGAUAAUUUAGAAAAAACUAAAAAUAAUCAUAAUAUUGUUACUAUUGAUUCCAGCAAUGAUGAAAAUGAAAGUGAAUAUGAAAUUUCAGAUUGUCAUAUUUCAGUUUCUGUAUAUAAUAAUGAUAAUGAAAUAGAUAUAGAUAAAAAUGAAUAGUCUGUAGAUGUAAAGUAAAAUAAAAAUAAAAAUAUGAUAGAUAGUAGAGGAAGAAGUAAAAAUAGCCUUAAAAUUAAAAAAACAUAUUCUUCUAGCUAGUAAAAGAGUUAAGAAAAAUAGUAAGUUAAAGAAUCAACUGCCAGCAAAAGGAUUACUCGUAGCCAAUAAAAUUUUGAACUUACAGAGUUAUAAGAUACAAAGGCAAAAAGUGCUUCAAAAAACAAAACAAUAAAUUCGGAAAAGCAAAAUUAAAAAAUGAAUUCUAAAGAAAAAAUUGAUACAAGCAAAGACAAGAAUCCAUCAUUAAUUGAAAGUGAAAAACCUAAAAGAGGAAGAAAGCCUAAAUAAGUAGAGAUAUUAAAUGAUAAAAUUUAAGAAAAAGAGACAGAUUAGUAAAAAACACCUAAAAAGAGGGGGAGAAAAAGUAAAUAAGAAGCAUUGUUAGAUAGAAGAAACAUUAAGGAGAUAUAAUAAUAAAAAGAGUACGAAGAGAAAUAAUAAAAGAAAUCUUCAUCUAAAGAAUCUUAAAAAUUAACUCAAGCCAGCGAACAUUUUAACUUUUAAGCGCUAAUUUAUUAAUAAAAACCCGCCAAAAAAGAGUUACGUAUUGAAGACAAGAAUUAUUAAAAAAUAAAUGUUAAACCAAAACAUAAUAUUUAUGAUUAAGCUAUAGAAAUGCUAUAAGAAUAUUCAUUGCCAGAAGAAAUUCCUUGUAGAGAAGAUGAAAAGAAAUAAAUUUUAGAAUUUAUAAAUGAAGGUUUAGGCAAUAAUGGUAGCUCUAAUUGCUUGUAUAUUUCAGGUGUUCCUGGUAUAGGAAAGACAGCAAGUUUUUUGGAAGUGAUUAAAAAAUUAUAAAAUGAAAAAAAAGAUGAAUUUACUUUCAUUCACAUUAAUGCUAUGAAUUUAAGUAACCCAGAAAAUUUAUACUAUAUACUCGUUAAAACAAUAACUGGGAAAAAUUGCACAUCAAAAUAAAAAGCCUGUUAAAUUUUAAAUGAGCUUUUCACUCGUGGAAAACUUUCAAAAACAUACUAAAGCUAUGGAGAAAAUAUUGAUAAUAAAAAUAAGGUGAUUCUCUUAGAUGAAUUAGAUUAUUUAGUCACAUAAGAUUAGGAUUUACUUUAUAACUUAAUGGAAUGGCCUCAUCAUAAAUACUCAAAAUUAACUAUUAUUGGGAUAGCUAAUACUAUGAAUUUACCAGAAAUUUUGAUGAACAAAAUUAAAAGUAGAAUGGGAAGUAGAAGACUUGUUUUUAAUUAGUAUAAUCAUAAAUAAAUACAGGAAAUUAUUGCUACUAGACUUAAAAAUUAGGAAAAAGUUAGGGAAGUGUUUGAGUAAAAUGCAAUAGAAUAUACAUGCAGAAAAAUUGCUAUUUCAUCUUCAGAUAUAAGAAAAACAUUGAAAGUGUUAAGAAAAGCUGUUGAAAUAUGUCAGUUAGAAAACUUUUAAAAUUAAAAUGUUACAAAAGUAACUAUUCCUAUGAUUUAAAAAUCGUAUAGCUAGUUAUACUCUUCUCCUAUUCUAUAUUCAAUUUAAAAACUUUAAUUUCAUCAUAAGUUGAUGAUUCUUUCUAUAGCUUUAGAAAAUAAGCACAGAGGAAUACCAGUAGCUUACUUGUCAGAGAGCUAUAAUAGAUAUAGAAUAAUGUUGAGCAAUCUAGGUAAAAACGAAACUAUUAAUUAUAAUCAAAUGAAAAUGGUCCUGAACUAACUUUCUGUUUUAAAUUUAAUACAAUUGAAGGAAAAAGAAAUAGUUAAAGAUACACAAUUAAUUGGUUUAGAUCCUAAUAAGAAACACUUUUGUCAUGUUGUUGACAUUUAAAUUAAUUCUAAUUUUAGUGUUGAUGAUGUCACUAACUCUCUAAAAGAAGAUGAAAUUUAUUUGAAAUUCUAACAUUAAUUCUGA
Molecule: messenger RNA, 2523 nt
Organism: Tetrahymena thermophila SB210
Lineage: Eukaryota; Ciliophora; Oligohymenophorea; Hymenostomatida; Tetrahymenidae
Product: origin recognition complex subunit 1, putative
Exons: 5
Biological process (GO): DNA replication initiation; mitotic DNA replication checkpoint signaling
Cellular component (GO): nuclear origin of replication recognition complex
Molecular function (GO): ATP hydrolysis activity; ATP binding; DNA replication origin binding
Source: RefSeq, a predicted model, not a curated record